AUGGCUCCAUCUCUCGUGCGCCCCCAGGGCCACCUGUCCCCGGCUGAGGCUCUGGAGCUCGCCCAGAAGGCCCCAACGAUUCUUCGAAAUAACCCGAAGGCGUUUUCUUCAUCGCCCCUGGUCUCACUGUUCUCGGCAUCCGAGACCCCGGAAAUAUGGAUCAUUUACGAAAACCUUCUGUUGGCCUGCCUUCGCACAGGCGACGGCCAAGCGGCACACCAAUGCCUGGAAAGGCUGGUCAUCAGAUUCGGAGACGACAACGAGCGCAUAAUGGCAUUCAAGGGACUCGUGAAGGAGGCGGAGGCCGACAACGACGGAGAACUGGUCCAAGUGCUCAAGGAGUACGAGACGAUCCUUGGACAGAAUGCCACAAACAUUCCGGUCGCCAAACGUCGUGUGGCGCUGCUCAAGUCAACAGGAAAGAUCUCAGAAGCUAUCAGCGCACUGAACUCGCUUCUCGACUUCUCGCCUACAGACGCGGAGGCCUGGGCGGAACUCGCAGACCUGUACCUCUCCCAGGGACUCUACUCACAAGCCAUUUUCGCGCUUGAGGAGGUCUUGGUGCUGACUCCGAAUGCAUGGAAUAUACAUGCCCGUAUGGGAGAGGUGUUGUACAUGGCCGCUUCAGCCUCGGACGGCUCUUCGCAGCAGCAACUAGCCGAAUCUGUCAAGAGGUUCGCCCGCAGCAUCGAACUAUGUGACGACUACCUACGGGGUUACUAUGGCUUGAAACUGGCAAUGCAAAAGCUCAAUGAGGUGGCUACGCAGAAGUUGGCCGAGAUUGUGCGCCGCAACAGCGCGAAGGACAGAUUAUGGCAAGGUUACGACGAAUCAGAAGUGGCAGCGGCGCGCGACCUGCUCUCCAAAGAGUCAGUUGAGCUCGUGAGAUGA
Molecule: messenger RNA, 891 nt
Organism: Colletotrichum aenigma
Lineage: Eukaryota; Fungi; Ascomycota; Sordariomycetes; Glomerellales; Glomerellaceae
Gene: oca3
Product: TPR repeat protein oca3
Exons: 4
Coding region: 1-891 (296 amino acids)
Biological process (GO): protein folding in endoplasmic reticulum
Cellular component (GO): EMC complex
Molecular function (GO): protein binding
Source: RefSeq, a predicted model, not a curated record